AUGUUCGGGCAACUGCUUAGUCUCGUUAUCUGUUCCCUUUUGGUGCUGCCCUCAUCCACGCUCGCCCUCGUAGUCAACCGCGCAGUUUCUGGCUUCCCCGAUCCCCUAGUCGACUCCUUCUACUCACAGCCAGACAAUAUCUCCUCGUACUCGCUAGGUCAGAUCAUCGCCCAGCGAUCCACCGUCUCGACCUUCACAGGUGCUUCAACCAACCUCUACAAGUCCUACCAACUCAAGUUCCGCAGUCAAAAUUCCCAAGAUGAGCCCAUUGCAGCCAUCACUACUGUUCUGGUGCCCAAAACCAAGACGCUCACCGGUGGAGUGCCGAACAUGCUCAGCUUCCAGAACUUUGAAGACUCGGUGUCUUUCUCGUGCUCACCAAGCUGGGCAUACGUGGCCAACUCUGGAAGUCAAGCGGCCCUCUUGGCAAACCUCGAGGCGCCUAUUGUCAAUGGUUGGGCUCUCAACCAAGGCUAUUAUGUCGUUAUUCCUGAUCACGAGGGUCCUACGUCGUCUUUCAUUGCAGGCCGGAACGCAGGUCACAUUGUCCUCGACUCUAUCCGGGCCGCCAUCAAGGCAGAGUCCCUCUCUUCCAAGACGCGCAUCGGAAUGUACGGUUACAGUGGAGGUGCCAAUGCCGGUGUCUUUGCUUCUUCGCUCGCUCCAGGGUACGCUCCGGAGCUCAACGUAGUAGGAGUAAGUCUGGGAGGUACGCCCGUGUCGCCAAAGGACACCUUCUACUUCCUCAACGGUGGCGGAGCUUCUGGCCUCGCCGGAGCGGGAGCCGUGGGUCUUGCCUCUGCCCAUCCAGAGGCAAAGGCCUACCUCGACUCCAUCCUCACCGCCGAGGGAAACGCCACUUUUGCAAAGCUCACCGCCGAUGGUACUUGCGUCAACACCGUCACCAGCAGCGAAUUCAGCAACGUCAAUUACUUCGACCUAGUCUCGCCAAAGCAGGACUUCUUGGGCGCUGCGCCCAUCAGCAAGGCACUCGCUCUUGAAACGGUCAUCCAAGCCGAGGCAUCGUACACUGUACCUGUGCCAACACACCCCGUUCUCAUGUACCAUGCUUUGACCGACGAGCUGGUGCCCUUCAACAGCUCACAAGCCUACGUUGAUGAGCAAUGCAAAAAAGGAGCCGACAUCCGUCGCGUCAUCUUCCUCCUCGGCGAGCACAUCACCACGGAAAUCUUGGGAAUCCCGUCGGCCUUGGACUUCCUGGGCAAGGCCUUCGCGGGCACACUCAGCAAUGUCAUCUGCGGCACUACGAUCCCGAAGAUCGACUUGGGAACCUCAGCAUCGACCAAGAUCGUUGGUUCGGCCAAUGACAAGGCUCUGCAGUCGCAGGCAAGCGCCGCGUCCAGCUGA
Microstroma glucosiphilum is the source of this 1368-nucleotide messenger RNA. Its product is annotated as putative lipase precursor. The coding region runs from base 1 to 1368 and encodes 455 amino acids. The transcript has 2 exons. Gene Ontology annotation, biological process: lipid catabolic process. NCBI's taxonomy places the organism in Eukaryota, Fungi, Basidiomycota, Exobasidiomycetes, Microstromatales, Microstromataceae. Gene Ontology annotation, molecular function: triacylglycerol lipase activity. The record is from RefSeq and is a predicted model, not a curated record.